ACCAAAAUGGUUCACAAUCCGAGCUGGUUGUUCCUCUUUGCGGUAGCACUCGCUGCUUUCGUAGGGAACUCCCAGGAAGCCAACAUCCUGGGCCUCUUUCCCAGCCAGAUGCCGUCGCACUUGAUCAUCCAGAUGUCGACGGCUAAGGUCCUGGCGGAGCAGGGACACAAUGUGACGGUGGUCACGACACUGAAGCCCGUAGUUACCCAUAGGAAUAUAAACGUGAUCCAAGUACCCCUUGGCAAGAAGGAGGAGCAGCAUUUGAGCGACACAAUCAAAACGAUGUUGCAGAACAACAGUGGCAACAUGGCCUUGUCCCUGCUCCGAACAAUGGACAAAAUGAAUUUCUUGUUCACGGCCAACGCAGAUUUACUGAUGGACGAUCGGGUCAAAGAGUUGUACCUCAAUAAAGACAAUAAAUUCGACCUGGUCCUAUCGGGAUACUUCAUGAACGACUUUCAACUCGGGUUCGCAAAGAAAGUCAACGCACCUGUCAUCGUCGUAGUCACACUGCCUCCCAACCAACUGUUGAACCAUCUGAUCGGAAAUCCCCUGGAGGUUUCCUACGCGCCAGCAUUCAGUGCUCCUUUGGAGAAGGGAAAAGGUUUGACUUUCCACCAACGUUUGGUCGCUUAUGGUACAAGUUUUUUUUUCGGGGUGUAUGCUUACCUCACCGAAAAGCGUAAUCGGAAGCUGUACACGCAAAUUUUUGGAGACGAUCCCAAUAUGCCUGAGUAUUCUGAACUGCUCAAAAACACAUCAAUGGUGUUCUUUGUAUCCCACGCCCAUAGUGAAGGACCUAUACGACCAAAUGUCCCUGCUGCCAUAGAGAUCGGGGGUAUCCACAUUAAGGACAAGCCGGAUCCCUUGCCCCAAAAUAUGGCCGAAUUUCUGGGUAAUGCCACGGAUGGCGCUAUUCUGUUGUCCUUGGGUUCCAAUGUAAAAGGAAGCCACAUAAAACCAGACACGGUUGUUAAAAUGUUCAAUGUGUUGUCGAAGCUGAAGCAAAGGGUGAUCUGGAAGUGGGAGGAUCUAGAGAAGACUCCCGGACAGUCGGACAACAUUCUUUACUCCAAGUGGCUGCCUCAGGACGAUAUUCUUGCUCACCCAAACGUAAAGCUUUUCAUCAAUCACGCAGGAAAAGGUGGCAUAACCGAGGCCCAGUACCAUGGAAAACCGAUGCUUUCUUUGCCAAUUUUUGCAGACCAGCCGGGAAACGCUGAAGCUAUGGUCAAAAAGGGCUUUGGCCUUAGCAUGAGUCUUCUCACUUUGGAGGAGCAGACAUUUCACGACACAAUCAUAGAGAUCUUGUCGAAUCCGCAGUAUUCCGAGAAGGUUGCCUCCUUCUCCUCCCUGUACAGGGAUCGCCCGAUGACCGCUAGAGAAUCAGUGGUCUACUGGUCCGAGUACGUCAUCCGUUACCGAGGAGCUGCCCAUCUUCAGAGUCCUGUGGUGCACAUGAGCUUCAUAGCCGCUAAUAACAUCGAUAUUUACGCUUUGCUUGCAGUCCUUUUACUUGCCUUUAUAUUCCUACUAAAGACGUUGUUUAAACUGAUCUUCAGGAAGGUGUGUUCAAAGUCAAAAAAGGAGAAGACGCAAUGAUAGUUUUA
Messenger RNA from Drosophila teissieri, 1610 nucleotides. RefSeq names its product UDP-glucosyltransferase 2-like. The transcript has 2 exons. Gene Ontology annotation, molecular function: UDP-glycosyltransferase activity. The record is from RefSeq and is a predicted model, not a curated record. Lineage: Eukaryota; Metazoa; Arthropoda; Insecta; Diptera; Drosophilidae. Bases 7 to 1602 code for a protein of 531 amino acids.